This is a messenger RNA of Adineta steineri, 219 nucleotides long. The record is from the annotation of a GenBank genome assembly. NCBI's taxonomy places the organism in Eukaryota, Metazoa, Rotifera, Eurotatoria, Adinetida, Adinetidae.
AUGUCCGAAAAUAAGAUUGAAACUUCUGUAUAUUCGAAAACAGCUGUUGAACAUUAUUCAACACCAGUUGUUAUGAAUAAUUUACAUAAUAAUGAAAGUUUUUAUUCAACACGAAGUUUAAGUUAUUCGGAUAUGGAUUUAUCACAACAACAACAUCAAGGUACUGAAGAAUUUCAUUUAUCAUCCGCAAUGAAUAUAAAUGAUAAUACUAUCCUGUGA